Messenger RNA from Pygocentrus nattereri (red-bellied piranha), 4566 nucleotides. It is a transcript of the gene phf20b, whose product is annotated as PHD finger protein 20, b. Gene Ontology annotation, biological process: regulation of transcription by RNA polymerase II. Gene Ontology annotation, cellular component: NSL complex; MLL1 complex; nucleus. The coding region runs from base 300 to 3404 and encodes 1034 amino acids. Lineage: Eukaryota; Metazoa; Chordata; Actinopteri; Characiformes; Serrasalmidae. The record is from RefSeq and is a predicted model, not a curated record. The transcript is spliced from 19 exons.
GUUUCUUCUCCGCUCGGAGAAGUUUAAAGCGUCUGGGGGUCUUUUGUCGCCCCUCACGGCCGGUAAUUCUGCGCCUGAGCGCGGACGCCGCCGCUUUGUUGACCAGCGGGACGCGUUUAUGGCGAGGAGGCGUUUCGAGGCUCUGGCGUUAGGCGGCUUUCUGCUUGAAUUUCCCCGUUCCACCUUAAACGGAGCGCCAGUAUGGCUCCAGGAGGUGGCCGCCGCACCACUUAAGGUGGACCGGGUGAGUUCGAGCGAAUAGGAAGCCUCGUCUAGAAGGUUGGUGUGAAGCAUCCAGCAUGACUAAGACCCCCCCUCACCGACGAGGGAUCACGUUUGAGGUGGGGGCACCGUUGGAGGCUCGGGACAGCCUGAAGAACUGGUAUGCUGCCAGCAUUGAGAAGAUUGACUAUGAGGACGAGAAGGUCCUGAUCCACUACCGUCAGUGGAGUCAUCGUUACGACGAGUGGUUUGACUGGAGCAGUCCGUAUCUGCGGCCUGUGGAACGCAUCCAGCUCCGGCGACAAGGCCUCCAGGAGCACAUCGUGGCCCCGGAGUUUCAUGUCAAUCAAAAAGUUCUAGCCAGCUGGUCAGACUGCCGCUACUACCCUGCUAAGAUCCUGUCCCGAGAUAAAGAUGAUUCUUAUACAGUGAAGUUUUUUGACGGUGUUGUCAAGUCCUUGAAGGGAAUAAAGAUCAAGCCCUUCAGAAAGGAGAACUCUAACAGCAGGUCUGCCCCACAAAGCCGAAAGCGGAACGGCCCACCUGGAAAAGACUGGAGGGUCAAAGAGAACGGCACAGGCAGGAGCAACGGCACCCGGCAUAGCACUUCCGACCACGACCGGGACAGCGACUCUGAGGAGGAGAACAGCAGGGUGACGGAGGAAGCGGUCCAGCAAGCUGUUGAGCGGCAGCCCAACAAUCUGCAGAACGGCACCGUGGACGAGAACAAAGCAUCAGAGAGGGUGAACGGGUCCACGGAGCCGGAGAAGCCGUCCGAUGGGGAUUCAGGGAAGGCCGAAGCUCUGGAGGAUGGAGAGGAAGAGACGAGGGAGAUGAACGGAGUGACGGAGGAGGAGAAAGAAGAGACUCUUCAGAAUGGAACUCAUGAGAGCAACGAGGAGAAACAGGAGAGAGAUGAAGCAUCAGAGGAGAGCCAGGGGGACAAGAGUCCCAACCCGGCCAGGAGGACAAGGGCCAAGACAGUUGAAGGCAAAGACGCAGAAAGACCCAGCGUGCCAGAACUAAGGAAGAGACGCGCGUCCACAGGACAGACGCCUCCGUCCAAGAGGAGCAGAGCCAACUCAAGCACAGACAAAGCUAAUCGAUCCCAGAUCCUGCCUACCAAGUCGGAUUCCGUCCAGAAAGGCUCUGAAGAAAACGAUGGCCACAGUCAACCCGGUCAUCCAGAGAACUCUAAACCUGCAGGACAGUCAGGACCUACGGCUGAUCUUGCAACACUGCUCCAGCGGCAAGUCCACCUUCCAACCACAAACAAGUACAGCAGGGAGCCAUUGUACAGGGUCAUCAAAAACCAGCCUCCACCCAUCCUCUCCAUCGAGCUGGACCACAACCCGUUUAAGUGCCAGGUCCCUGGCUGCACCAAGUCCUUCCGCAAGGCCUCUCUCCUGCACUACCACAUGAAGUACUACCACUCGCAGAGCGACCUGAGCCCCACACGCAGCGCCCAGGCGCGAACAUCUGACCGGCCGCCCCACAGCCAGGAGACCCCCCGCAGACGCCGCACCGUUUCUGCAUCACUAGACACUCCAUCCCCGCUGAGCGACAGCAAGUCUGGCCACACUCCGUCGCCCCCUACUGCCAACGGCGUGCAUCGUCAGCGCAGCUCCUCCCACUGCGAGAGAAGCAAAGAGAACCUGCACGCCAAUCGCUCGCUCCAUGACGACAGAGACUGGGUUGCCAUGGAAACAGAAAGAGAGAAGCGGCGAGAGAAGAGACAAAGGGACUUCUUCUGCAUCAAGUCAAAGAAAAAGAAGAAGAAGAAAAAGAAGUCCAAAUCAGACUCUCACAGCAGUGAGAAGAGCACUGGCUUUAGCUUCUCCCCCUGCAAUCUGAAACUGUCGCUCAAAUUGCCCCUCUCCCACAAACACUGCUCCUACGCCGCACACUGCCCAGAACAGGAGCUGGAUGACGGUGAAGACAGUGGCAGUGACUGGUCCACAGACAGCCCUCUGUGGAGUGAGGAGGAGUCGGAGGCGGGUCUAGAGCUGAACACGCCCAUCUCCGAGCAGGGGGCAGAGACGGUGACCCAUGACGCAGAGAUUGUUCGUUGUGUGUGUGAGGUGCAAGAAGAGAAUGACUUCAUGAUCCAGUGUGAUGAGUGUCUCUGCUGGCAGCACGGCACAUGCAUGGGCCUUUACGAGGACAGUGUGCCUGACUCCUACAGCUGCUACAUCUGCAGGGACCCUCCAGCUCAGAGACAAAGUCAGCGCUUCUGGUACGACAAAGACUGGCUAAGCAGCGGCCACAUGUACGGACUUUCCUUCCUGGAGGAGAACUACUCUCAUCAGAACAGCAAGAAAAUGGCUGCUACCCACCAGCUCCUGGGCGACGUGCACCGCGUGUUCGAGGUGCUCAACGGCCUCCAGCUUAAGAUGAGCAUUUUACAAGCGCAGGCCCACCCAGACUUGAAGUUGUGGCGGCAGCCCUGGAGGUCCAACGAUGGUGUGCGCAGGAAAUGGGCAGGUGACUAUGGCAUUGCCACACCCUCUCCCUCCUCCCCUCGUGCAGCGGAGAUCAAGGAGGAUGAGCCUGAAGCACCUGCGCCAGCGGGGACCCCCUGCUCCUUCCACACCUCCUACAUUAGCAGUGAGCACUGCUACCAGAAACCACGUACGUACUACCCGGUGCUGGAGCGGCGGCUGGUGGUGGAGACGCGUGGGGGCUCUGAGCUGGAGCACAGCCUGCGCAGCAGCGAGGACCUGCUGGAGUUGGCCGAGCACCGAUACGGCGCCCCAAUGGAGUACGAGCAAUGCAAACUGCAGCUGGCUGACCGCACCGCCGCCAACGCCAAGGAGCUGGAGUGUCGCAUGAAGCUGCUGGCAGCUGCUGAGAGAGAGAAGAGCUGUGUGGUCGAGGUGAAGGAGGAGGAGGAGCCUGACCCCAUCACCUGUGAUCCCAAGCCUGAUCCAGAUCUCCUGCUGCACCAGCAGUGGCAGCUGAACCUGCUGGAGCACAUUGAAGCAGUGCAGGACGAAGUCAGCCACAGGAUGGACCUCAUAGAGAGGGAGCUGGAUGUUUUGGAAAGUUGGCUAGACUACACAGGUGAGCUGGAGCCUCCAGAUCCUCUCGCCCGUCUGCCCCAGCUGAAACACCGCAUCAGGCAACUACUGACGGACUUGGGAACGGUCCAGCAGAUCGCGCUCUGCUCCUCGUCCACAUGAGGGCACCAGACCACACAGCUCUCCGCACAGCAGGAGGGCUGGACAUAGAGACUUGAAGUAAAUUGAACCGAACAGUUACUGUACUGGUAUUGGUGAGGCACAGUUGGCCAACGUGAUGCUCUUAUUGUGACGGCAGAUCCCGUGAACCAGUCCUCUGGAGGAGACUCCAGGCCAGACUAAUCAAGCCAUGACGGAAAGGCAGAAAGAAAGUUACUUGAAAGCUUAAUAGGUUUAGAGAUUUGAAUGUACCUGAGGGUUGUGUUCCAUGUUCAGGCACCAAUUACUCACUUAGUUUAGUAUUUCUUGCUUUCUGGAGAGGAACGCAUCUUAAAACGGGGGCUAAUGGCAUUAAAAGCAAGGAAUUCUUUUUUUUUUUUUUUUUUUUGGCACUUCGUUUCAGCGCAUAUACGAUUCUGUUUUGUUUGGUUGGUUGACUUUCUCCAUCUACUUUGCUGACAUUAUGCAAAAUGACCUUGUUGAUGUUCAUCUUACUCUUCAGAAUGGGGUUUGAAAUCCUGAGGAUGCUGUGGCUCCAGACAGAGAGAGUUUGAGGCAGUGACGAUGGUUUUGUAGCUGUUUAAAAAAAAUAAAAAAUACACAUGAAAAUGUUAAUAUGAAAAUAUAUUUUAAUCUGAAAAAUAAUUGCAUCUUACUUCUAUAUUUGUACUAAAUAGACAAUGUAAAUUGCCUAGUGUGUCAUCUUUAAUCCAUGUUCCAGACCAUUUUCUGCUUGUUUGAAUUAUUUUUAUUAUUAUUUUUUUUUUUUUGGCUAUUACAUUUGAUCUAAACUGCAAUGUUAUUAACUGUGAUUGAGUCUGCAUUCAUAUUAAUAGUGAUAGAAGAUCCUUAAUCUCUUGUGAAUACUGUAGUACCGUCGUUCCUUUCGUGUCCUCCUCGCCCCGAUUUUGACGAGCAUCGCCGUUUCUUGUGUUUCCUGUGAAUGCAAAUAUUUUUACUGGUGUAUUUAACAAGCACAAAAGGUUUUGAGAUUUUUCAUAUUACGUUAUUAAGAAUGUUUAAUGUUCGGUUUUCCCUGUUACAGACAUCUAAACCUUUUUUUUUUUUUUUUUUUUUCUUACGCAGAUCCAAAUGGAUAUUUUUUGUUUCCGUACUUGUUGAAGGCGCUAGAUGCCUUUUUAAUUUAUUGUAAUUGAGAAUUUAA